UCCGUGAGGUGGAACGUCUUACCUCGCUUCUCCCUGCACUUAGUGAUCAGUAGUCUCUUCGUAUCCCCUCUUACAGAUCAUCCUCCUCACGGGGACCCCGAGGCACAGAAGCCCUUCAGGAAAAUGCAGCAACAGCAGGAAGAGGAAAGUCUGAGCAGCAGCAGUGACCUCACAGUUGCCGUAAGUGAAGAUGGUCUGAUUUUAGAGAGUCCAGAACCACAGCCAAAUCCCAGUGACAAGAUGGAGGGAGAAGAUGGAAUAGAGGCCUUAAAAUUAAUCCACUCUGAGCAAGAAAGAGGUGCCCUAUCCACCGAAAAACAUAAUUGUAUUUUGCAAACUCUAAGCUCUCCUGAUUCAAAAAAGGAAUCCUCCACUAACUCACCAACAAGAGAGCUCUAUAAUCACAGUGACAUUCUGAAAGAAGACCUUGAAGCCUGUGGAACAGCUGUCCUUCACCAGCCUCCGAGACUCUUACCUGGAGGUGGCAGCCAUGAAAAGCAAGUCAGAUCUGAACAAGCGUCAGCCUCAGGCUUGUUGAGGGCACAGUUGGGUCAGCACAUGGCCACCUUGAAAGAACGUGAUAAUUCUAUCACAGAAGAGGUAGCUAAGAAGUCUGAAGUUUUCCUAGUCACAAACGUGGACCAAAGGACAGGGAUCCAGGAUGAUUGGGCACACAAAAUAGGAGCUUUUCUCUCUGUGGAAACAGACAGACUAGAGCAGGAGAGGUGGAGAUCUGGAAAUGAGACAGGCCACAGUGGUCCAGCUUGCGUACUGACAACUGAGAGAUGGCAGAUCAAGGAGGUGACACUCUUCUUCACACCUGUCUUCCUGGACAGAUUCUGGAAGCAGAUGCAGUACAGUGGUCCAUGUAGGCAGCUGGAAUUGAGGCAUUAUGGCAGCCAGUGA
This is a messenger RNA of Diceros bicornis minor, 906 nucleotides long. Its product is annotated as centrosomal protein kizuna-like. The transcript has 4 exons. The annotation marks the transcript as partial. Lineage: Eukaryota; Metazoa; Chordata; Mammalia; Perissodactyla; Rhinocerotidae. The record is from RefSeq and is a predicted model, not a curated record. Gene Ontology annotation, cellular component: centrosome. Gene Ontology annotation, biological process: spindle organization.